AUGGGCAAGAAGCGGGCGCAGAAGGACCGGGCCUACUUGACAGCCACAGAGUGGCGCGAGGAGCAUGGCGGUUUCAAGGGCGGGCGCGGCGGCCCGUCCUUCAAGCGCCUGCCCUACACACACUGCGCCAUCUCCUUCCAGCCGUUUGAGGAUGCGGUCUGUACCGCCGACGGUACCUGCAUGGACAUCGUGAAUGCGGUACCGUACAUCCAGAAGUUCAAGAAGCACCCGGUGACGGGGCAGCCGCUGGAGCUCAAGGACUUGGUGCGCCUCACUUUCCACCGCAACACCGACGGAGAGUAUGCGUGCCCCGUGCUCGGCAAGGUGUUCACGGAGCACACGCACAUCGUGGCGGUACGCCCCACCGGCAAUGUGUACUGCUGGGAGGCAGUGGAGGAGCUGUGCCUCAAGCCCAAGAACAUGCGGGACCUGCUCACGGACGAGCCCUUCACCCGGAAGGACCUCAUCCACCUGCAGGACCCGCUGAACCUGAGCGGCAGGAACCUGGCGGAGUUUGACCACGUCAAGCGGGAGCUGGUGGUGGAUGAGGAGGCGCGGGCGGCGGAGGAGGAGGACCCCAUGUUUUACAUCAAGGGGGCCACAGAGGACACCAAGCGUGUGCUGGACGGCGCCGCCUCCCGCGCCUUCACCUCCACCACCAUGGCCCCCGCCACCAAGAACGAACGCACCGUGAGGCUGAUCCAGCUCAAGCCCACCACCAAGGGCUACGUGCGCCUGCACACGACCCUGGGCGACCUCAACCUGGAGCUGCACUGCGACAUCUGCCCCCGCACCUGCGAGAAUUUCAUGGCGCUGGCGGAGAGUGGAUACUACAACAACACCUCCUUCCACCGCAGCAUCAAAAACUUCAUGAUCCAGGGAGGGGACCCCACGGGCACUGGGCGUGGCGGGGAGAGCGUGUGGGGCGCCAAGUUUGAGGACGAGUUAGACUCCCGCCUGCUGCACAGCGGGCGCGGCAUUUUGUCAAUGGCCAACUCUGGAAAGAACUCAAACGGCUCCCAGUUCUUCCUGCUGUACAAGUCAGCCCACCACCUUGAUUACAAGCACACCGUGUUUGGGCGGGUGGUGGGAGGAUUCGAUGUGCUGACGGCCAUGGAGAAGGUGCCCACCGACGACGAGGACCGGCCUCAGCAGGACAUUCGCAUCACCGGCGCCACCGUGUUUGUGAACCCCUACAAGGAGCUGCUGGAGGAGGAGGAGAAGGCGGAGGUAGCCAAGCGCAAGCAGGCCGAGAAGGAGGAGCAGGGCUUUGCUGCGGAUGACGAGUUUGGGCGGUGGUGGUCCAACCCGGCGGCUGCGGGCGAGGGCGGUGGCGGCGUGGGGCGUUACCUCUCCGCCAUCCCUGGGGCUGCUGCUGCUGCACCAAAGGCCGUGCCAGCGGCAGCGCCGGGGGGGCAGGCGGCCAAGAAGGCCAAGACGGGCGGCGGCGGCUUUGGAAACUUUGACGCCUGGUGA
This is a messenger RNA of Chlorella variabilis, 1476 nucleotides long. RefSeq lists its product as hypothetical. The coding region runs from base 1 to 1476 and encodes 491 amino acids. The transcript is spliced from 14 exons. Gene Ontology annotation, molecular function: peptidyl-prolyl cis-trans isomerase activity; ubiquitin-ubiquitin ligase activity. Gene Ontology annotation, cellular component: catalytic step 2 spliceosome. NCBI's taxonomy places the organism in Eukaryota, Viridiplantae, Chlorophyta, Trebouxiophyceae, Chlorellales, Chlorellaceae. The record is from RefSeq and is a predicted model, not a curated record. Gene Ontology annotation, biological process: protein peptidyl-prolyl isomerization; protein polyubiquitination; protein folding.